Osmia lignaria (orchard mason bee) is the source of this 1178-nucleotide messenger RNA. RefSeq names its product dehydrogenase/reductase SDR family member 7. Lineage: Eukaryota; Metazoa; Arthropoda; Insecta; Hymenoptera; Megachilidae. The record is from RefSeq and is a predicted model, not a curated record. Gene Ontology annotation, molecular function: oxidoreductase activity.
ACUAUCUUUUAUUUUCAGAUUAAAUUAUUCGAUUUAACAUGGAUCUUCUGGCCAUUAUUGGUUUAAUAGUUGUAAUUUAUUUUCUUGUAUAUAUGAUAUUCCCUUGGUUUCUAGAUUCUGAUAUAAAUCUUGCUUUGUACAAAAAAUUUGGAAAACCUAUAGCUUCUUUACAAGGACAGGUAGUAUGGAUAACAGGAGCAUCGAGUGGAAUUGGCGAAUACCUUGCGUACGUAUUAGCAGAAGCUGGUUGCAAAUUAAUUUUAACAGCAAGAAGAGAAACAGAACUAGAAAGAGUAAAAGCUAAUUGUAUUCAAAAAAAUGUAAAUUUACAAAGUUUAGACAUCGAAGUACUCGUGUUAGAUGUCAACAACAUAAGCAACCAUGAAUCUGUAUUCAAUCACAUUAUUACCAAAUUUGGAAGAUUAGAUAUAUUAGUAAAUAAUGCUGGACGUUCUCAGAGAGCGGAAUGGGAGCAAAUCAACUUGGCUGUUGACAAAGAAAUGUUUGAUUUAAAUGUCUUUUCACAAAUAGCUUUAAGUAGACUAGUGGCAAAAUACUUUCUUCAAAAGGGUUCAGGUCAUUUUGUAGUUACUUCGAGCGUUGCUGGUAUUGUACCAGCACCUUUUUCUGCUACGUACUGUGGAACUAAAUACGCGUUACAAGGUUAUUAUGACUGUUUUUCUAUAGAAAAAAUGGGUAAAAAUAUCCCUGUUACAAUGGUAUGUCCAGGACCUAUUAAAACUAACUUUUUAUCAGAAGCAUUUACGGAAAAACAUGGAGAAAAAUAUGGUGAAGAAGCGAAUAAAAAUUCCGAAAACAAACUCAGUGCUGAACGCUGUGCUACGUUAAUGGGGAUCGCAAUAGCAAAUAAACUAUCUCAAGUGUGGAUUGCUAAGCCACGUAUACUUCAGUUGAUAUAUUUGAGAAUGUACUAUCCAAACAUAGGAAGCUGUAUAAUUAGUUUGUUGGGACCAAGAUUUAUACAACGUCUACGAGAUGAUAAACCAACGCUUAGGCAAGAACAAUAAAUAUAUUAUAAUUUAUGUUACAGAAUGUUUAUUCCUUUUUUUUAAACUAAUUCAUACUGUACAAAAUCUUCUUUCCAUUAUCUUGAGGGAAUUCAAAACGUAGUUUUUGAAACAAGUUCAAAUAAAUUUAACAAGAGCAACUUACUACGA